This is a messenger RNA of Aspergillus caelatus, 598 nucleotides long. RefSeq lists its product as uncharacterized. The transcript has 3 exons. NCBI's taxonomy places the organism in Eukaryota, Fungi, Ascomycota, Eurotiomycetes, Eurotiales, Aspergillaceae. The coding region runs from base 234 to 554 and encodes 106 amino acids. The record is from RefSeq and is a predicted model, not a curated record.
GUCCAGCCCCGCAUCAUGUGGAGUUCACAAAAAGAUUGCCCUCCCUAUGUUCGCCAACAAAGUCUCGAUAGGCUACCUACGUCGCAGUAUGCGGACACUAUACCGAGAUGCCUGCCAGAGCUAUGUAAGCCACCAAAAUCCUCUUUCCUAUCCCCCCCCUCCCCAAAAAAGACAACCAAAAACUUUCUCUCGCCAAAACCCUACUCCAUCGGAAUCCCCCAUUUCAAACCAACAUGAAGAUUUCAUACGCUUCUAUCAUGAUGCUGCUUUCCUUGACAGCUCUUGCGAUUCCCAAUCCGGAAGCAUACAGCCAAGAUCGGUCCGCACACGCAUUGAACAUACUUGAAGCGCGGAAGGGCUGUUCCGGCGCGAGAAAAUAUGAAGAUAAAUGCUCGGGCAAGCGUCUCGGUGAGAUGAACAGUUUCCAUGGCUGUUUACAAAGGGAAGGCAAAUGCUGCGCGAAAAACAAGGACGGAAGUGGUGGACAGGAUGUGAAAAGGGGCCAGGGUCGUGAGGACUGUGGCUUUUGUUUCACAGGAAAAUGCAAGGCAUAGAUAAUAAUAUACAACUUCAGUAUAUACUUGUUAAUGAAUGUUCA